GUGCUCGGACCUGAAGCCGCGGCGAGAGGCUCGGAGCGGCGGCCGAGCGGCGGGCGACGGGGCGGGGGACUCGGGCCGCGGCCAGGGCGGAGCCGGGGCCAUGGAACCGCCGCUGCCGGGCUAGGGAGGGCCCGCGUCCCCGGCCCCGCGGCGAUGGCGGGCUACGCGCGCCGCCCGGGCGUCACCCCGCUGUCCCGGGCCCGCAGCCUCGUCAUUCCGGACGCUGCAGCGUUCUAUGAGCGCCGGUCUUGUCUCCCCCAGCUAGACUGUGAGCGCCCCCAUGGCAGGGACCCGGACUCCCACUUCUUCGGCAUUCGGCCGACGUUUAUGUGCUAUGUGCCCAGUCCGGUGCUAGCUUCCGUGGGAGACACAGAUUUUGUCUACGGGAAGGGGAAGGGCACUAAGCAAGGUCCAUCGGGAGCCCAGGAGACACUUUUUGGAGAUGACAAACUUGGAGAUCUCGAAGAGGCAAACCCAUUCUCCUUCAAAGAGUUUCUGAAAACCAAGAACCUCAGCCUGUCGAAAGAGGACACCACCAACAGCAGGCUCUACUCGAAGGAAGCCAAGAGGCACUCGCUGGGACUCGAUGGCAGCUCCCCGGCCUCCCAGCCCGUGGGCUUCGGCCUGGAGUACCAGCAGCCGUUUUUCGAAGACCCGACGGGGGCCGGCGACCUCCUGGACGACGACGAGGACGAGGCCGGGUGGACGGGGGCCUACCUGCCGUCCACUGUGGAGCAGACCCUCUCCUCACGGGACGCGGCCAGUGCGUCGCCCUGCAGCACGUACAUCUCCUUCUUCUCCGGCCCCUCGGAGCUGGCCGGGCCUGAGUCCCUGCCCCCGUGGUCGCUGAGCGACGCCGACUGCCGCGUCUCUCCCGCGGGGAGCCCCGGCGCAGACUUCGCGGCCCACGGCGAGUCUCUGGGGGACAGGCACCUCCGGACGCUGCAGAUAAGCUACGAGGCGCUGAAGGACGAGAACUCCAAGCUGCGGAGGAAGCUGACCGAGGUGCAGAGCUUCUCCGAGACGCAGACCGAGAUGGUGAGGACGCUGGAGCGGAAACUAGAAGCCAAAAUGAUGAAGGAGGAGAGCGACUACCACGACCUGGAGUCCGUGGUUCAGCAGGUGGAGCAGAACCUGGAGCUGAUGACCAAACGUGCAGUGAAGGCGGAAGGUCACGUCGUGAAGCUGAAACAGGAAAUAAGCUUGCUCCAGGCGCAGGUCUCCGCCUUCCAGCGCGAGAACGAGGCCCUGCGCUCGGGCCAGGGCGCCAGCCUGGCGGUGGUGAAGCAGAACACGGACGUGGCCCUGCAGAACCUGCGCGUGGUCAUGAACAGCGCACACGCCUCCAUCAAGCAGCUGGUUUCUGGAGCUGAAACACUGAACCUUGUUGCUGAAAUCCUUAAGUCUAUAGACAGAAUUUCUGAAAUCGAGGAGGAGGCGGAGUCUUGAGAAACUUGUGCUGUUUACAUUCUGAAAUCACUACUUAACUGGAUUUUAAAAUGCCGUUGUAUCUUUAAAUGUGCACUCUGCUCAGUAAAAACACUCAUCCCGAGAUAAUUGACCUCACGACCCCGAGACCCCACACAGUGUCAUUCGCCAGCCGCUGCAGGGGGCGCUCCUCGGCCAGAGCUGAGGGUCUCUGUGCGGCGCUCUCUGGGUGAGCCCCCGGCUGCGGUCUCCGCAACCCACGGGGAGACGUUUCUGUCAGCGCUGCUGGGUUCUCGAAGUCACCAAGCACGGGAACAGCAGUUCUGUGCGGUGUGGGUCUUUCAUCCUUACCCCAGAACACCCAUUCAUUGUGAGGUCAGUCCUGUCGCUCCUCCUCGAGUCCACGACUGAAGAAAACACUAUAAACGAGCCAAAAUUCCAAAGAUUGUCUCGGACAGGGACUCGUGCCUUUUUGCCGCUAGGCAGCGCCCUCUGGCUCCGCCCCCUGCCGAGGCCUUCCUGGCGGGGUCGGGGGAGGGGCCCUGCAGGUGGCGGCCUGAGCGGGGCGCCCCACGCGGUGGACGCCGCUGCUCUGCCUCAGGGACCACGCUCGGUGCAGGUUCCGAACUGUGAAGCCGUCGAGAUGCACGUUUUUCGGGGCCUUCGGGUUUGAAAAAGUGGUUUUGUCUGGAGAGUUUGGACACAUUCCACGUGGCCUUUGGUACAGGGAAGCUCAGAGUCCAGGCGUCCGGCGGCCACGCAGAGCCUCGCUGGGCCAGUCGGCACCAGGGCUCCUGGGCGGCCUUUCCAGCUGCUUCCUGACGUCGGGGGCACAACCCUCCCUGGCUGUCUUCCUGUAGAUGUUAUUUUUUGAAACAAACUUUCUCUUCUGUUCAGAUGGACAGCUUUCUUAAUAAACUCUAAAACUCA
Phyllostomus hastatus (greater spear-nosed bat) is the source of this 2358-nucleotide messenger RNA. RefSeq names its product endosome associated trafficking regulator 1 (gene ENTR1). The transcript has 10 exons. Gene Ontology annotation, cellular component: ciliary basal body; centrosome; recycling endosome. NCBI's taxonomy places the organism in Eukaryota, Metazoa, Chordata, Mammalia, Chiroptera, Phyllostomidae. The record is from RefSeq and is a predicted model, not a curated record. Gene Ontology annotation, biological process: regulation of cytokinesis; positive regulation of cilium assembly; positive regulation of protein localization to cilium. Bases 154 to 1449 code for a protein of 431 amino acids.